Messenger RNA from Cannabis sativa, 516 nucleotides. RefSeq lists its product as uncharacterized. Lineage: Eukaryota; Viridiplantae; Streptophyta; Magnoliopsida; Rosales; Cannabaceae. Bases 1 to 516 code for a protein of 171 amino acids. The record is from RefSeq and is a predicted model, not a curated record. The transcript is spliced from 3 exons.
AUGAGACAGAGAUGCUGGCUAGAGUUAGUGAAGGAUUAUGAUUAUGAAAUCCUUUAUCACCCUGGCAAGGCCAACGUAGUUGCUGAUGCCUUGAGCAGAAAGGAGCGAAUCAAAGAAGUACAAAUGCAAGAUCCAAAAUUGGUGAAAACCCGAGCUAGGGUUUCGGCUGGGAAAGCUAGUGAUUUCUCAGUCGAUGAAAUGGGAAUGUUGAGAUUCGCAAAUCGUGUUUGUGUGCCCAUGGAUGAGAAUAUCAAAAGAGAGGUCAUGAAUGAGUCUCAUACGACUCCUUAUUUAGUUCAUCCAGGGUCAAAGAAGAUGUGUCAAGACCUGAAAGCAAUGUUUUGGUGGCGAGGCAUGAAGAAUGACGUUGCUGAGUUUACAAAGUCAGCACACUUCUUACCUGUUCAGACGAAUUUCUCCAUUGACCAGUAUGCUAAGUUAUAUGGUAGAGAAACUGUUCGUCUUCAUGGAGUCCCAAAGUCCAUUGCUUCGGAUAGAGAUUCGAAGUUUACAUAA